UAGCUGAUGCGGUUUAUCUGUUAGUAGUAUCAAUAAAGACGGGCUACAGUAAUACACCAGUAUACUUCAAUUGUUCCUCGGGUUCUUUUACUUUUAUACAAAUGUAGCUUUUUCUAAUGGCAAAAUACAUUCGGACUCCGGUCAGUAAGCCCGUAAAUUCAGCUGGUAAGUAAUGUUAGCUUGAUUAUUUCCCCGGCAAGGAAUAGGUAGCUAAUCAAUAAUGGCAUAAGUAAUUACGGUUUUGCCUUGAUUGGUUAAUUGAUAAGGAGCUUGUCAGUCACCGCAGUCUCGCUGGCAAGGUCAAACUGCUACAAAUAGCUAACGCAGUUCACCAAGCUGCCUUAUAUCAACGCUACGCACCCAUCGAAGUGCAGGCACAGUGAUUUUGUUUACCGUGUAAUACCCCACCCACCAACCCCUCCUCUCCCCAGUGGGCAUGUGGGAAAGUGGUCGCCAUUGCUGACACAUAGAAGUGUUACUCUGAAGGUUAUGUAGAAAUGCUUUAAAAUAAGUAGGCGGUGUCAAACCUGACUCAAUUGCAUUUCUCAUCUGCAUGUGAGUGCGGCUGUCCGUGCCGGGCAGGUCAGCUCAGCAGCAGGGCGUGAUUUUCAGGUUAUUCUCCCCACCCUUCAAGUGUCGCCCUGGUAACGUUCAUUUCCCCCGACCACCACAGGAUGCUGACAGCCACUUGGGUGGGGCUGACGCGGAUGACAGUAGACGGGAGGAAAGCUCAGGGAUAAACCAAAGCGCACGGGAUCAGUUUUUUUUUUAAAGCAGCGCAGGGCGGCUGGUCGGUGAGAACCAUGACCAAGCCGGAGUCGAAGAAAAGCGGCGUGGCUGCGGGCAAGAGCGUCGGCGAGCAGGUUAACAACGGCUCCGUGGAUCCAGCGUGUCCGGAUCAGAGCACAGCGAUCAAAGCCAAGGUGAUGAAGCAGACCUCCAGGGAGAAUCUGCACCGGAGAAACACAGAGUGCGAAGUCUACGACGACGGAACCAACACCUUUUUCUGGCGAGCCCAUACUGUCACAGUGCUGUUCAUUCUGACCUGCGCUCUGGUCUACGUCACGCUGUUGGAGGAGACUCCUCAGGACACGGCCUACAACACUAAAAGGGGUAUUGUGGCCAGCAUCCUGGUGUUCCUCUGUUUUGGAGUGACACAGGCCAAAGAUGGACCUUUCACCAGACCGCAUCCAGCUUACUGGCGUUUCUGGCUCUGCGUCACUGUCGUCUAUGAACUGUUCCUCAUCUUCAUCCUGUUUCAGACGGUGCACGAUGGACGACAGUUCAUGAAGUACAUUGACCCCAAAUUGGGGGUUCCUCUCCCUGAGCGUGAUUAUGGGGGAAACUGCCUCAUUUAUGACCCUGGAAACACUACAGACCCUUUCCACAACAUCUGGGACAAGAUGGAUGGCUUCGUGCCAGCUCACUUUCUCGGAUGGUAUAUCAAGACUCUAAUGAUCCGGGAUUGGUGGAUGUGUAUGAUAAUCAGUGUCAUGUUUGAGUUCUUGGAGUAUAGCCUGGAGCACCAGUUGCCUAAUUUCUCAGAGUGCUGGUGGGACCAUUGGAUCAUGGAUGUGUUGGUGUGCAAUGGUUUGGGGAUCUACUGUGGCAUGAAGACCCUGGCCUGGUUGUCAAUGAAACCGUAUCAGUGGCAGGGCCUCUGGAACAUUCCUACAUACAAGGGGAAGAUAAAGCGUAUAGCAUUCCAGUUCACACCUUACAGCUGGGUCAAGUUUGAGUGGAAGCCUGCUUCAAACCUUCGCCGCUGGCUUGCUGUGUUAGGCAUCAUCUUUAUGUUUCUGUUGGCAGAGCUGAACACCUUCUACCUGAAAUUUGUGUUGUGGAUGCCACCUGAACACUACUUGGUGCUGCUUCGUCUUGUCUUUUUUGUCAACGUGGGGGGCGUAGCCAUGAGGGAGAUCUACGACUUCAUGGAUGACCCGAAGUUCCACAAGAAGCUCGGCCAGCAGGCGUGGCUGGUAUCAGCAAUCACAGUAACGGAGUUCCUAAUAGUGGUCAAGUAUGACCCCCACACCAUCAUGCUGCCCAUUCCUUCUCUUAUCAUUCAGUGCUGGUUUUUAGGAAUCCUCCUCAUACUUAUCUGGACCGUGUGGCGGUUUUUCAUCCGUGACAUCACACUCCGCUACAAAGAGACGCGCCGGCGUAAACAGGAAGCCCCCGCUGACUGGGACCGCCCGCUGGGCAACGGCAGCACAGCCACCCCCUCCGGUCGCAGCAAACUGAACGGCAGCUCUGAGACGCUGAGGCAGCGGAAGUCCUGAGAGGAAGCCAGUCAGUCACGCUGUCUGCAGCGAAUGAAGGGGGACAGUGAGAGGAGUUGAGGAGAAAUGUAACACAAGAAGACACUUAGAGGAUGGACACAUACUGUUCUUGUGCCUACAUGAACCAAGUAGUUAUAUAACACAGGCAAGGGGGUGAAGGGGGCAAUUUUCAUUCGGUGUAUGUGUAGUUAUUGUCCUACUUCUGGUAUUUACCUCAUUCUGUUUCAAAGAACAUUUGGUGGAUUAACAGACAAGAUAGUUUUGCAUUAGUAAUAUAUAUAUAUUUUUGAAUGUUUGGUGAUGAGGUGAAUCAGUACAGAAUUGGAAAGUAGAUGUGACCAAUAAUUUUUCCAUUUUCUCAACUGCACUUUGUCUUUAAAAACAAAAAAGCGAGAGAAGAAGAAUGGAGAAGGAACAUCUGCCACUGUAAAUAUGCUUAACCCUGUGUUGUGCAGUCAUAUCAGUGCAGGUGAGAAAAAGGAGAGCAUUUAGAGGAGUUUCUGAAGGUGUAAUGACUGAUCUGGAUUCUGUUCUACUAUCCACUACUAUGCAAUCUUCAGUAUCAAACUGGGCGCAAGUAAUGAUAACAACACAUGGCUGUUCAGUUUAGUUUAAGUGACACUUACUUUACCAGCUGAUUCCUGAUUCAUUCUGACAGCUUACACUAGGUUUAGUCCCAGGUACAUGAUGUAUUGUUUACAUGUGGAAGACAAUUGAAGCUUCUUUUUUUUUUUU
This is a messenger RNA of Haplochromis burtoni (Burton's mouthbrooder), 3017 nucleotides long. RefSeq names its product phosphatidylserine synthase 2 (gene ptdss2). The record is from RefSeq and is a predicted model, not a curated record. NCBI's taxonomy places the organism in Eukaryota, Metazoa, Chordata, Actinopteri, Cichliformes, Cichlidae. Gene Ontology annotation, molecular function: L-serine-phosphatidylethanolamine phosphatidyltransferase activity. Gene Ontology annotation, biological process: phosphatidylserine biosynthetic process. The transcript has 12 exons. The coding region runs from base 804 to 2282 and encodes 492 amino acids.